Molecule: messenger RNA, 1063 nt
Organism: Durio zibethinus
Lineage: Eukaryota; Viridiplantae; Streptophyta; Magnoliopsida; Malvales; Malvaceae
Product: bZIP transcription factor 53-like
Biological process (GO): positive regulation of DNA-templated transcription
Cellular component (GO): nucleus
Molecular function (GO): DNA-binding transcription factor activity; transcription cis-regulatory region binding
Source: RefSeq, a predicted model, not a curated record
CAAGCUUAGCUGAAAAUGGGCCACACAAGCUUUGCCUUUGUCUACAAAAGCUGCUAAUUAGGUCAGAAAUAAAGACAAGGGAAAGAAAAUACUAGAAAUUGAGUGGAUAAUGAUAAAGAAACUUUAAAAAACAAAUAAAGUAAUGAUAAUCCCUAUGAGUGCCCCCAAAAUAAAGUUGAUGUUGUACUGAGAUUGCUGGGGUUAUUUUAUUUAAUUUGUUUUGGUAUCACUUGUUUUAGUGUUUUUCUUUUCGCAGUAAGGAGCGGCAUUGGGAGGGAGGGAGAGAUGUAUCAUUGUUCAUUUCCCUUGUUUAGAAAACAGUUUUACGGAUGCUAAUAGAUUGGAUGGAGAUUUUACUGAGUUUUAAACCCAAAUUCUAAGGCUUCUAUCCGAGAAAAUGUCGAAUACUCAGCCACAGAUGAUCUCAGGGUCCGAGGUAGAUGGUCGAGUCAUGAUCAUGGAUGAAAAGAAGAGAAAGAGGAUGCUAUCCAACCGAGAAUCUGCGAGACGAUCACGAAUGAAGAAGCAAAAGCUUUUGGAGGAUUUGGUUAGUGAGGUUGCUUCUUUGAAGGUAGAAAUUCGGAAUAACACCAACGAAUAUGAAGUUUUGAUGCAAAAGACUCUUAUUUUAGAGUCAGAUAACAGUCUUUUGAAGGCUGAACAGAUGGAAUUGGCUCAAUAUUUAAGGAAUCUGGAACUGAUGCAAAAUCAAAUGGAACUAUUGCAAAUGAACUUGAUGCAGCCUGGUGGCUUUGCUGAUCAAAUCCUUGACAUCAAGGAACCCCAUGUCGGGUCUUGGCAAUGCCAUGGUUCAACGCAACCUGCCAUCAUGGCUUCUGCUGGAAUGUUCAACUAUUAAAUUUUGUUCCAAGAUUUAGAUUUGUCAUUGCACAAAAUGAAUAGAUUGAAAUUGGUUCUCUUUUGUAAAUACAUGUAAUAAAUAAUUGGUUAGUGUUUAAAUUUCCUUGAAAUGUUUGGAUUAUAUUUACCAUUGGGGAAAUCCAAUAUUCACCAUGUACUAGUCCUGAAGCAAGCCUGAUUCUGGGAGGCGCUCUUCAAUCAU